GAACGGAGACGACGAGCAAUUUCAGUCAACUUUUAUGCAUGAUCCAUCAAUGUUGAACCACAUAGGCCAGAACAGUGCAUCUCCAUUUGCUAACCAGGGAGUACAGAAUAAUAUUGCAGAUUCACCUGUCUCCAAAGCGAAGAAACAUCAGGAUGCGUUACAAGAGGCUGGUCUGAGAGUCAAACAACAUGAAGAAAAUAUGAAGUUUUUACAGACUAAGAAGAACAAAUUGGAUGAUUCGAUUAUAGAUCUACAAGUUGCACUUGGCAAAUAUCAUUCAGCAACUAGCCCUGCAAUUGGAAAUGAUGGUCUCUCCUAUUUACGGAGUGAGGAGGAAACACUUGAACAGAUUUUAAAGCAUGAGAAAUCUGCAGCUGCGGUUUUGUGCCAUCUGAAAACCCUUCCUCGCACUCGGGAAUAUAAUUCUCCAGUACGAAAGGAUGUGCUUGGGGUUGUUGCCACACUUGCAAGAGUUGAAGAUGAUAAACUCAGCAUGGCUCUCUCAGAUUACUUGGGACUAGAGACCAUGUUAGCUGUGGUAUGCAAGACCUAUGAUGGUGUUAGGUUGCUGGAAACAUAUGACCAUGAGGGCAUGGUAAAUAAAAGCUCGGGACUUCAUGCACUUGGAAUGAUCAUCGGGAGGCCUUUGGAUGGCAGGUUUCUUGUCAUCUGCCUUGAGAACUUAAGUCCAUUUGCUGGUGAUUUCAUAGCUGAUGACCCACAAAGAAGGCUUGAUCUUCCAAAACCCAAAUUACCAAAUGGGAAAUCUCCACCUGGUUUUCUUGGGUUCGCUGUUAAUAUGAUCAAUGUGGAUAGCAUUAAUCUGUGUUAUGUAACGAGCAAUGGUCAUGGCCUAAGAGAGACCUUGUUCUAUCACCUCUUUUCACGCUUACAAGUGUACAAAACGAGGAUCGAGAUGCUUCGAGCUCUCCCGUGUAUAAGCAGCGGGGCAGUCUCUUUGGAUGGUGGAAUUAUAAAAGGUGCUGGCAUAUUUUCCCUGGGAAGCAGGGAUGUAGAUGUGAAAUUUCCCAAGAACUUUGGAAGGACAUAUCCCUCUCAGAACUUUUUCCAAAACGAGAGUAAAGUGAAGGAACUUAAAUGGGAAAGGGAAAGGAUUUCAGAAGACAUGCAGAGAGAACAAGCAUUGCUAUACCAUGCCAAGGUCAACUUUGAAAUAAAAAAACAAGAGUUCAUCAAACACCAUGCUCAGAGCUCAUCAUAUGCCGCUCAAGUACUGUCUAUGUCUCUGUGUUAUUUGCGAAUGCUCGUCCAUUAGGAUAAUCUGUGCAUCUCAAUAGUCCUAAAUAACUGUGAAUAAGAUACUAGAAGUAGGGCAAAUGACACUUUUAGCACACCUAUUAUUGGCCCUGCUUGUAUUUCAGCGUUUUGGUGGC
This is a messenger RNA of Cuscuta epithymum, 1394 nucleotides long. Lineage: Eukaryota; Viridiplantae; Streptophyta; Magnoliopsida; Solanales; Convolvulaceae. The record is from the annotation of a GenBank genome assembly.